AUGCCGGUGAUUCGGAACAGAGUGGGCAAUGAUUGGGCAAUCGCCGUCAAGGAUGAGACGCUCCUGGAUCCAAUAUUCAACCAUUUGCUUCAGAAGGUGCAAGGCCAAGGCCAAGGCCAAAUUCGGUUUGCGGAUGAGGUGACGCUUCACAAUUCCCAGGUUCAUAUCCGCACCCGCCGCCGGAUUUCGUUCAGUGCUGUUCAUGACUGGGUCUCUCGUCAGACGUCAUCACUUUCGGCAAAGAAAAUGUGGACGUUCCAGGUGCCGAAAGAUUCGCCAGCGCAAUGUGCAGUGGAGCCGAUGACUGAUUCUCAGAAGCCUUUCUUGCUGCAGAAGCUCCUCAUGCAUGCGACGUCUCCACUGAUUUCAUUUUCCCUGGCAGACUUUGCCGAUGAACAAUUGCCUGACUCAGACGAAGAAGGAAAUAAUCAGCAGACCUCCCGGAACCUCGACAGAGCUGUGGUGAGCAGGAGGAAUGAAGGCAGCCGCUUGAAGCAUGCCAUCCAGGUCCAGACCAGCCCAGCACAGGCAGCUGCAGGCAACCCGGCGGCAUUGGGCGCCGUCGCCAUGACGUCCCUCUUCGACCGAUCUUUGCGGCACAACGCGCAGCUGCUCUUGACGGCCCUGGCGCGGAAGGAUCCGCAGGCCUUGGCGCAAUCCCAAGGUCAAGGGCUGCGGGAGGCCUUUGCAGCUUUGUUGUGGCAAGCACCGCACCAGCUGGCGCCGUCCGCCCGGAGUUUGGGCAUUUCGAGUGCCGCCGCCAGCGCGGGCAAGAGCUUCACCCUUUGCGGUCGUGUGGCCCGUGGCAAGUGGCUGCGGCUGGUGCUGGGCGAAUUGACCAACACCUUCGCGGAGGGCCACUUCCCUCCGCUCCCAGCUGAGCCUGGAGCGGGAGCCUCGCGGCGCCUGGGACCCUUUGGAGCUUCUCCAGUGAAGGACUGGACCGACUCUUGGCCCCGCGUGGCGCGCUUGCAGCUGUUGUAUUCCCAUUUCUUGGCCCAGAUCCUCUGCGCUUUGCCCCUUUCAGCUGUGGCACCUGCACCUGGACAAGCUGAAGUGGAGAUUGUUACGCAGGAGUGUCGAAAGUUUCUGGAGCUGCGCUGUGCGGCGGCCUCCUCGGCUCUAGAACAUGAGGGAUCUAUGAGUGACUCCACACUGGCCACAUGCAUCCUCUCUAUGGUGGUGAAGGCCUUGCUGGUAGCCCUGCCCUGGCCGGAGCACCUGGAACGGCUUAGCGCCCUGCAGUCGGUGCUGUGCUCGGAGAGCCUGCGGCAGGUGGCGCAGGGCGACGCGGCGGUGGCGGAGCGGUGCUUCCAGGACCGUUUAAUCCGUGGCCUGGUCUAUGAUCUUGCUGCAGCUCAUGACAAAGCUUAUGCUGAUGAGAUUCCACAUCAACAGGAACAUGGACCCAGUGAUAGCAACAGUGAUGAUGGUGAUGACAAAUCGAUUUCCUCCCACAGCCCCUCGUACAUGGAACUUCGGAGUGCCCUUGCCCGUAGCAAUUCAGAGCUCGAGGAACAGCAGGCCGCUGACUCGCUUGAGGAGUUGGCAGCCUUGGCUAGGGAGGACAAAAUGUCCGAGCCGAAACCAGUGCCCAAAGCUAGUUCUAGCAAGAUCACCUCCGAGUCCAUCAACGCUUUGCUGCAGAUCGUGCAGCAAAAGAUGAAGAAACAGACAGAUUCAACGGAUCGACCUGAAGACGAUGAACGCACAAAGUCCACCGGUGCACGAUCAUCAGCAUCAGGAAGCCUGGUGGACAACCAAGAGACGCAGGAUGUUUCGGUGGAGCAAUUGGAACAGGAUGCGGGCUUUGCGAAGCGGGAGGACCAGUUGAGGCUGCAACAGAAGAAGGAAAAGGAUGAAAACAAAGGAGCAGAGCCCGCAAGCAAACACCCGGAGAAAAAAGAACCCCAGGAGAAGCAAGAAGGCAAGGAGAAAAAAACCAAGGAGAAGGAUCAUGACAAACCGAAACGCAAGGAUCAUGAAGAAAAGGCACCAAAGAAGGCAAAGAAGGUUGAAUCAAGUGAUGCGGAGGAGAAACCGACAAAGAAGGCAGAGAAGGUUGAAGCAGCUGAGGAGGAGGAGAUACAGAGAAAGAAGGCAAAGAAGGUUGAUUCAAGUGAGGAAGAGGAGAAACCGAGAAAGAAGGCAAAGAAGGUUGAUUCAAGUGAGGAAGAGGAGAAACCGAGAAAGAAGGCAAAGAAGGUUGAUUCAAGUGAGGAGGAGGAGGCGGAGAAACCGAGAAAGAAGGCAAAGAAGGUUGAGCCAAAUGAGGACAAGGGCAAACCGACAAAGAAGGCAAAGAAGGUUGUUGCAGGUGAGGAGGAGAAACCGAAAAAGAAGGCAAAGAAGGGUGAUUCAAGUGAGGAUGAGAAGGAUGAUGAACAAGAGGAGGAGGAGGAACGCGAGGCUUCCUCGUCGGAGUCUUCCCCACCCAUGCGCAAGCGCCCAGCAGCUCGAAAGACACCCGCCGCAAAGAAGAAAGCACAGAAAUCGACCAAGGAAAAGAAGGUCAAGUUCCCCGAAAAGAAGUCGAAGGCAAAGAAGAAGGAUCCCACAGAAAAGGCUGGUGAAAAGGCUACUUUUGCAAAGCGCUACAGGCCAUCUACAAAGCACAACCGUGAGAAAUAUGAUGGCAUCCGUGAUGUGUACAACAGCCACUUGCGCAAGUACUUGACGGGUCACACUUACUGCGAGGAGCGCAUGGUGUCGGAAGUGAUCAAUGAGACUUUGUCACACACGUUUCUUCAGGAAAAGGAGAUUCGCGAGAAUCUGAACGAAGAUGGGCGGCAGUUCGUUGCCAGCUUGCAGUGA
Messenger RNA from Cladocopium goreaui, 2814 nucleotides. The record is from the annotation of a GenBank genome assembly. NCBI's taxonomy places the organism in Eukaryota, Dinophyceae, Suessiales, Symbiodiniaceae.